This is a messenger RNA of Ochotona curzoniae (black-lipped pika), 11958 nucleotides long. It is a transcript of the gene FRAS1, whose product is annotated as Fraser extracellular matrix complex subunit 1. Gene Ontology annotation, cellular component: membrane. The transcript is spliced from 73 exons. Gene Ontology annotation, molecular function: protein binding. Bases 1 to 11958 code for a protein of 3985 amino acids. Gene Ontology annotation, biological process: cell communication. The record is from RefSeq and is a predicted model, not a curated record. NCBI's taxonomy places the organism in Eukaryota, Metazoa, Chordata, Mammalia, Lagomorpha, Ochotonidae.
AUGGCCAGUUCAAAAUCAGGAGUCUGUACGGAUGCCACCAUUUGGAAGCCCGAUUCAUGCCAGAACUGCCGUUGCCAUGGUGAUAUCGUUAUCUGCAAAGCAGCUGUUUGCAGAAACCCUCGGUGUGCCUUUGAGAAGGGAGAAGUGCUUCUGAUUCCUGCCAACCAAUGCUGCCCUGAGUGUGUGCCCAGGACUCCUGGAUCUUGCCAUCAUGAAGAGAAAAUCCACGAGCAUGGAACACAGUGGGCCUCGCCUCCGUGCAGCCUGUGCUCUUGCACUCAUGGUGAAGUCAGGUGCACCCCGCAGCCGUGCUCACCACUGUCAUGUGGACUCUGGGAGCUGGAAUUCAUCCCUCAUGGAAGCUGCUGCCCUGUCUGUGUGGGCCCUGGAAAACCCUGUUCCUAUGAAGGCCGUGUGUUCCAGGAUGGUGAGGACUGGCACUUAAGCCGAUGUGCCAAGUGUGUGUGUAGAAAUGGGAUUCCACAGUGCUUUGCGGCUCAGUGUCAGCCGCUGUUUUGUAACCAGGAUGAAACUGCCGUCCGAGUACCUGGAGAAUGCUGUCCACAGUGCUCAGCCCGACCCUGCCUCGUCGCCGGCCAAAUGUAUAAGCAUGGUGAGCAGUGGACUGAAAAUGCCUGUACCACAUGCAUGUGUGACCAUGGAGAGGUCAGGUGUCAUAAACAGGCCUGCCCCCCACUAAGGUGUGAAAAGGGUCAGAGAAGAGUUCAUCGCGAUGGACAAUGCUGUGAGGAGUGUGUGUCUCCUGCUGGGAGCUGCUGGUUCAAUGGGGUUGUUCGGUACCAGGAUGAAAUGUGGAAGGGCUCCGCCUGUGAGUUCUGCACGUGUGAGCGAGGCCAAGUGACCUGCCGGAAUGGAGAAUGUGCCAAGGUGGAGUGUGCCCAGGGUGAAGAAUUAAUUCAGUUAGAUGGAAAAUGCUGCCCCGAAUGCAUUUCCAGGAAUGGUUAUUGUGUCUACAAAGAAAAGGUAGAAUCUUUACCCUCCAAUAGGAGUGCGGUUAAACAUAUUCCAGAGGGAGAGACAUGGGAAGAUGGUCCCUGCAAGGUGUGUGAAUGCCGGGGGGCUCAGGUGACUUGCUAUGAGCCCUCUUGCCCACCAUGUCCAGUGGCCACCCUGGCCCUGGCAGUGAGGGGACAGUGCUGCCCAGACUGCACGGCAGUUCGCUGCCACCCAGACUGCUUGACCUGCUCUCGCUCUCCAGACCACUGUGACCUCUGCCAAGACCCCACCAAGCUGCUGCAGAAUGGACGCUGUGUGCACAGCUGUGGUCUGGGCUUCUACCAAGCCGGCAGCCUCUGUUUAGCCUGCCAACCACAGUGUUCCACAUGUACCAGCGGACUCGAAUGCUCUUCCUGCCAGCCCCCUCUGCUGAUGCGGCAUGGACAGUGUGUGGCCACCUGUGGGGAUGGCUUCUACCAAGAUCGCCACUCCUGUGCAGUCUGCCAUGAGUCCUGCGCAGGCUGCUGGGGUCCAACGGAGAAGCACUGUGUGUCCUGCAGGGAUCCCCUCCAUGUGCUGAGAGAGGGCAGCUGUGAGAGCAGCUGUGGUGACGGCUUCUACAACAGGCAGGGGACCUGUCAUGCUUGUGACCAGUCCUGUAAGAGUUGUGGCCCCAGUACUCCCAGGUGCCUUACCUGUGCUGAGAAGACCAUGUUGCAUAAUGGCAAGUGCAUUUCUGAAUGCCCCAGAGGGUACUACGCUGAUGAGUCGGGCAAGUGCAAAGUUUGUGAUAAGUCAUGUGCCAAUUGCUCCGGACCCACCGCCUCUCACUGCACAGCUUGUGUGCACCCCCAGGCUCUGCAUCAAGGCCACUGCCUACCCAGCUGUACAGAAGGCUACUACCCUGACCAUGGCAUCUGCAAAGACUGUCAUCCAUCCUGUCUGGCUUGUGUGGGUCCUGAGCCCUCUCAAUGCACCAGGUGUGCAAAGCCCGAGGAGGGACUGCAAGUCCAGCAGGUUUCUAGGGCCCAGAUCCCCUAUGGGGAAUGCCUGCCCCAGUGCAGAGCCCGGUUUUACUUGGAGAGCACUGGACUAUGUGAAGCCUGUCACCAAUCCUGUCUGAGUUGUGCAGGAAAGAGCCCACAGAACUGCACCGUCUGCAGGCCUGCCCAUGUGAUGCUGGAUGGACGGUGCCUCCUCCAGUGCCCAGAUGGCUACUUUAACCAGGAAGGUGCCUGCACAGCAUGCCAUCCAAGCUGCAGGCAGUGCCACGGGCCAUCAGAAUCUGACUGCAUCUCCUGUCACCCUCGCAUCACUCUUAGCAAUGGAAUCUGCAGGACCAGCUGCAAGAAAGAGCAGUUCCUCAACCCUGUAGGAUAUUGCACUGACUGCCACCACCUCUGCCAGCAUUGCGUGGCUGAUCUCCACAGCACCGGCAGCAUCUGUCUGGCCUGCCAGAAUGUACAACACCUGCUGCUUGGGGACCAUUGUGUUCCUCAAUGCCCUGCAGGAUACUAUGCAGAAGAAGGAGCCUGCAAACGAUGCCACUCCUCCUGCAGAACCUGCCAGGGCAGAGGACCUUUCUCCUGCACCUCAUGUGAUGACAACCUCGUUCUGUCCCACAUUGGCACCUGCAGCACAGCCUGCUUCCCUGGGCACUAUCUUGAUGACCACCGUACUUGCCAAGCAUGUGACCUACAUUGUGGGAGCUGUGAAUCACAAGCUAGCUGUACCUCCUGCCGAGACCCAAACAAGGUGCUGCUCUUUGGGGAAUGCCAGGAUGAAAGCUGUGCCCCACAGUACUAUCUUGACAUCACCACCAAGACAUGCAAAGAGUGUGAUUGGAGUUGCAGUGCAUGCACCGGGCCUCUGAGGACAGACUGCCUGCAGUGUAUGGAAGGCUACGUUCUCCAGGAUGGUGCCUGCCUGGAGCAGUGUCUGCCAUCAUUUUAUCAAGACAUGGGCUUCUGCAAGAGCUGUGACAACCACUGUGUCCAGUGCCAAGGUCCUCAGGAAUGCACCCGUUGUGAAGGGCCAUUUCUGCUUUUGGGAUCCCGUUGUGUCCAAGAGUGUGGGAAAGGGUAUUUUGCAGAUCAUGCAAAGCACCAGUGUACAGCCUGCCCUCAGGGGUGCUUGCAGUGCAGCCGUGGCGACCAGUGUCAUGUUUGUGACCAUGGGUUCUUUCUGAAGAAUGGCUUCUGUAUUUCCAGCUGUGUUCCUGGCUUCCCUCCGCAAUCAUCUAAUGACACAUGUGCUGGCAAAAUGUACACCCCUAGUCUUCAUGUGAACGGUUCCCUGAGCCUGGCCAUUGGUUCAAUGAAGGUCCUGGACUUUUCUCUCCUGAAUGUGCAGCACCAAAAGGGCAGGGUGCAGGACCUCCUCUUCCAUGUGGUGAGCACUCCCACCAAUGGGCAGCUGGUGCUCUCAAGAAAUGGCAAAGAGGCGCAGCUGGACAAGGCUGGCCAUUUUAGCUGGAAAGAUGUCAAUGAGAAGAAAGUUCGGUUUCUGCACAGCAAAGACAAACUCAGGAAAGGUUACUUUUCCCUGAAAAUUAGUGACCAGCAGUUCUUCUCUGAGCCACAGCUGAUCAACAUACAAGCGUUUUCAUCCCAGGCCCCCUAUGUGCUGAGAAAUGAGGUUCUGCACAUAGGCAGAGGACAGCAGGCGACCAUCACCACCCAGGUACUUGACAUCCGAGAUGACGACAACCCACAGGAUGUGCUUGUUGAAGUGCUGGAUCCUCCGCUUCAUGGCCAGUUGCUCCAAACGCUUCAGUCCCCUGCAACCCCCCUCUACCAGUUCCGACUGGAUGAACUCUCCCAGGGCCUUCUCCGCUAUGCCCAUGAUGGCUCAGAUAGCACAUCGGAUGCUGCAGUCUUGCAGGUCAACGAUGGAUACUCCUUCCAAAAUAUACUCUUCCAUGUGAAGACUGUGCCCAAGAAUGACAGAGGUCUCCAGCUCGUGGCCAACUCCAUGGUGUGGGUCCCAGAAGGGGGAAUGCUGCAGAUUACCAGCAAGAUUCUAAAGGCUGAAGCUGCAGGGACCAGCGCGGAGGAAAUCAUCUACAAGAUUACAGAAGAUGCCCCCCAAUUUGGCGAGGUGGUCUUACUGGUGAACAUGCCUGCGGACAGCCCUGCCAAUGCAGGGCAGCACCUGCCCGAUGGGAGGACAGCAACCCCCACCAGCACCUUCACCCAGCAGGACAUCAACGAAGGCAUCGUGUGGUACAGGCACUCAGGAGCCUCUGCGCAGAGUGACUCCUUCGGCUUCCAGGUUUCCAGUGCUGCAGAUGCACAGGCCCAUUUGGAGAGCCGCACGUUCAACAUCGCCAUCUUACCACAGACACCAGAAGUGUCUCACCUCUCUCUGGGAACGUCUCUCCAUAUGACAGCUCGGGAAGAUGGCCUGACAGUCAUUCAGCCUCAUUCCCUCCCUUUUGUUAAUUCCAACAAACCAAGUGGGAAGAUUAUAUACAACAUUACCAUGCCUCUACAGCCAAAUCAAGGAAUCAUCGAGCACAAGGACCAGCCCCAGGUUCCCAUCCGAUAUUUUAUGCAAGAAGAUAUUAACCAAGGCAAAAUCAUGUACCGUCCUCCCGCUGCAGCCCCACACCUACAGGAAAUCAUGGCCUUCUCCUUUGCUGAUCUCCCAGAGUCAGUAAAAUUUCAUUUCACAGUGUCUGAUGGGGAACACACAAGUCCAGAGACGGUCUUCACCAUUCACCUACUUCGCACCGAUUGGCGGCCACCAGUCUUCCAGGUCACAGCUCCCCUGCUUCAGGUCAGCCCAGGAGGCAGUACUUUGCUAGGGCUUCGGCUAGUCAUGGGGGCAGCUGACACGGCACCUGAAGAACUCUUCUUUGAGCUUCGGAGGCCUCCUGAGCAUGGUGUACUCCUGAAGCAUACCACCGAGUUCCAGGGGCCCCUGGCCACAGGUGACACUUUCACACAAGAGGACGUGGAGAAAAAUGCUCUGUGGUAUGUGCACGAUGGUUCCUCUGCCCAGGGAGACAGAAUGGAGAUCUCAGUCACAGAUGGCCUCACAGGCAUGGCAUUGGAAGUGAGAGUGGAGGUGUCACAACCCAAGGCCCAAGGGCCUCGGCUGGCUGCUGCUUCCUCUCUUAGCAUCACGGUUGUUAACAAAAGAACAGCUGUGAUCACCAGGGCACACCUUGCUUAUGUGGAUGAUUCUUCCCCUGAUUCAAAGAUCUGGAUUCAGUUACAUUCUCUGCCCAUGUAUGGCACACUCUUAAAAACCUCAGGCUCUGAGGUGGAAGAGCUCUCAGGGGUCUCGAACUUCACAAUGGAAGACAUCAACCACAAGAACAUCAGGUACUCUGCUGUAUUUGAGAUGAAUGAUCAUCUGGUUACUGACCGCUUCCAUUUCUCUGUGUUGGAUUCGGACCACAACCGCCUGGACAAUCAGAUGUUUACCAUCAUGAUCACUCCUGCUGAGACUCCGCCUCCAGUCAUUGCUUUUGCUGACCUGAUCACGGUUGAAGAAGGGGGGAGAGCCCCACUCUCAUUUCACCAUUUCUUUGCCACUGAUGACCACGACAACCUCCAGGAGGAUGCUGUCAUUAAACUAAGUGCCCUGCCCAAAUAUGGCUGCAUUGAGAACACAGGAACAGGUGAUCGUUUUGGCCCAGAAACUACCAGCAACCUGGAGGCAUCAUUCCCUAUCCAAGAUGUCUUAGAGAACUCCAUUUACUAUUUCCAGAGUGUGCAUGAAAGCAUUGAGCCAACCCAUGACAUUUUCAGUUUUUAUGUGAGUGAUGGAACAAGUCGCUCAGAAAUUCACAGCAUCAACAUCACCAUUGAGAGGAGGAACGAUGAGCCACCAAGGAUGAUGUUGCAGCCGCUCAGUGUGCGCCUGAGCUCAGGAGUGGUGAUAAGCAAUUCUUCAUUGAGUCUGCAAGACCUAGACACCCCAGAUAAUGAGCUGAUCUUUGUAUUGACAAGACUGCCUGCUCACGGUCACCUUUUGCGGAGACUUACUGCUUCUGAGCCCCUGGAGAAUGGGACAGCUUUGGUCCAGGGCUCUGCCUUUACCUACCAGGAUGUGCUAGCUGGGCUGAUUGGGUACCUGCCUGGCAACCAUGAAGUAGCAGUGGAUGAGUUCCAGUUCUCCCUCACUGAUGGCUACCACGUGGACACAGGGAGGAUGGAGAUCCACAUAGAACUGCCUACCAGUGAUUCCUCUCUCUUGGUUAUCAACCGAGGCCUACAGCUCUCAGCAGGAUCUGUAGCACGCAUCACGGAGGAGCACCUGAAAGUAACAGAUCCCAACUCGGAUGACCUUCAGGUGGUGUACAUCAUGAAAGAAGAUCCUGGCACAGGGCACCUGCAGAUGGUUACACAGGACAACCUGCAGAAAAUUUCUGUGAAAGGUCCCCUCCGAAGUUUCACACAGGCAGACGUGAGCCAAGGGCAAGUAGAAUACAAUCAUGGAGCAGGAAAUCCGAGUGGGAACUUUCCUUUUAAAUUUGAUGUGGUUGAUGGAAAAGGCAACCAAUUGAUGGGCCAGUCAUUUUCCAUCAAAGUUUCAGAAGGCAAAUCCCCACCCAUCAUCAUCACCAACAAAGGGCUAAGCUUGGAUGAGAACUCAGUGAAGAAAAUCACCACUUUGCAGCUAUCUGCCACUGAUGUGGACAGUGAUCCCGCAGACCUGGUUUACAGAAUCACCAGGCAACCCCAGCUGGGCCACCUGGAACAUGCCACAUCACCCGGUAUCCAGAUUAGUUCCUUCACUCAGGCUGAUCUGACUUCAAGAAAUGUUCAGUAUAUCCACUCCAGUGAGACAGAGAAUCAUUCAGACACCUUCACCUUUACGCUGAGUGAUGGCAUCAGUGAGGUGACGCAGACAUUCCACAUCACACUGAACCCUGUGGAUGACUCACUGCCAGUCGUGCAGAAUGUGGGGAUGCGGGUGCAGGAGGGCAUGAGGAAGAUGAUCACAGAGUUUGAGCUCCAGGCUGUGGAUGCAGACACCGAGGCAGUAGCCGUGACAUUCACCAUUGUGCAGCCCCCACGCCACGGCACCCUGGAGCGAAUAUUGAGCGGACAGCAUCCCCACCUCGCCUCCACCUUCACCAUGGAAGACAUCUACCAGAAGCGGGUUAGCUACAGCCAUGACGGCAGCAACUCCAUCCAGGACCGCUUCUCCUUCACUGUCUCUGACGGCACCAACCCCUUCUUCAUCAUUAAGGAAGGAGGAAGGGAGGUCAGGACAGCAGCACCUCAGCAGUUCCGGAUCGACAUCAACCCAGUGGAUGAUGGCACCCCCAGAAUCGUCACCAACUUGGGACUCCAGUGGCUGGAGUACAUGGAUGGCAAGGCAACCAACUUGAUCACCAAGAAAGAACUGCUGACCAUGGAUCCAGAUACAGAGGAUUCUCAGCUUGUGUAUGAGCUCACAACGGGCCCCAUGCAUGGCUACCUGGAGAACAAGCUACAACCUGGCAGAGCUGCAGUAACUUUCACCCAGGAGGAUGUAAACCUGGGGCUGAUUCGGUACAUGUUGCACCAAGAGAAGAUCUAUGAGAUGAUGGACAGUUUCCAGUUUCUAGUGAAAGACAGUAAACCCAAUGUGGUCAGUGAUGUCUUCCAUAUCCAGUGGUCUCUCAUCAGCUUUCAACACACCAGCUACAAUGUCAGUGAGAAGGUGGGCUCCGUGAGUGUCACUGUGCAGAGGACUGGGAACUUGAACCAGUAUGCCAUCGUCCUGUGUCGUACUGAGCAAGGCACUGCAAGAUCCAGCUCCAGGCUUGGCUCCCAGCCUGGACAGCAGGAUUAUGUGGAGUAUGCUGGCCAGGUGCAGUUUGACGAGCGAGAGGAUACCAAGUCCUGCACCAUCGUCAUCAAUGAUGAUGACGUGUUUGAGAAUGUUGAAAGUUUCUUUGUGGAGCUCAGCAUGCCAGCAUAUGCCCUCUUAGGGAAGUUCACUCAGGCAAAGGUCAUUAUCAAUGACACCGAAGAUGAACCCACCUUAGAGUUUGACAAGAAGACCUACCGAGUCAACGAGAGUGCUGGUUUUCUGUUUGCACCUAUUGAGAGAAAAGGAGACUCGAGCAGCAUCGUAUCUGCAGUUUGCUACACGAUACCCAAAUCAGCUCUGGGAAGCAGUCUCUAUGCUUUAGAAUCAGGCUCUGAUUUUAAGUCUAGAGGGAGGUCUGCUGAAAGUCGUGUGAUCUUUGGUCCCGGUGUCACCAUGUCCACCUGUGACGUCAUGCUCAUUGAUGACAGCGAGUAUGAAGAGGAAGAAGAAUUUGAGAUUGCCCUGGCUGAUGCAUCCGACAACGCCCGCAUUGGAAGGGUGGCAACUGCCAAGGUGGUCAUCAGUGGCCCUAAUGAUGCCUCCACCGUCUCCCUGGGCAACACAGCUUUCACUGUCAGCGAGGAUGCAGGCACAGUGAAGAUUCCAGUUAUCCGGCAUGGAACUGACCUUUCCACUUUGACGUCUGUCUGGUGUGCCACUCGGCCCUCGGACCCAGCUUCUGCCACUCCAGGUGUUGACUAUGUUCCCAGCUCCAGGAAGGUGGAGUUUGGGCCUGGUGCCACUGAGCAGUAUUGCACCUUGACUAUCUUAGAUGACACUCAGUAUCCUGUCAUCGAGGGACUGGAGACAUUUGUGGUUUUCCUCAGCUCAGCACAAGGCGCCGAACUGACCAAACCCUUCCAGGCUGUUAUUGCGAUAAAUGACACAUUCCAAGAUGUGCCCAGCAUGCAGUUUGCCAAGGACCUGCUCCUGGUGAAGGAGAAGGAGGGCGUUUUGCACAUCCCUGUCAUCCGAAAUGGAGACCUGAGCUAUGAGUCAUCAGUGAGGUGCUAUACUCAGAGCCACUCGGCUCGGGUCAUGGAAGAUUUUGAGGAAAGAAGAAAUGCGGACUCCUCACGCAUCACAUUCCUGAAAGGGGACAAAAUGAAGAACUGCACUGUCUAUAUCCAUGACGACUCCAUAUUUGAGCCAGAGGAACAAUUCAAGGUCUACCUGGGUCACCCCCUUGGAAACCACUGGAGUGGAGCUAGAAUUGGGAAGAAUAACAUGGCCACCAUAACCAUAUCCAAUGAUGAAGAUGCCCCCACCAUUGAGUUUGAAGAAGCUGCAUAUCAAGUCCGGGAACCUGCAGGGCCAGAUGCCAUUGCCAUUCUCAACAUCAAGGUGAUCCGCAGAGGGGAUCAGAACAGGACCUCCAAGAUCCGCUGCAGCACGCGGGAUGGGUCUGCCCAGUCUGGUGUGGAUUAUUAUCCGAAGAGCAGAGUCUUGAAGUUUAGUCCUGGUGUGGAUCAUAUCUUUUUUAAAGUCGAGAUCCUGUCCAAUGAAGAUCGGGAAUGGCACGAGUCCUUCUCUCUAGUCCUUGGCCCAGAUGACCCAGUGGAAGCUGUGCUUGGGGAAGUGACCACGGCCACAGUGACAAUUCUGGACCAGGAGGCAGCAGGAAGUCUCAUCUUGCCAGCUCCACCCAUUGUGGUCACCCUUGCUGACUAUGAUCAUGUGGAAGAAGUCUCCAAGGAAGGAGUCAAGAAAUCCCCCUCCCCAGGCUAUCCCCUGGUCUGUGUCACACCCUGCGAUCCUCACUUCCCUAGAUAUGCUGUCAUGAAGGAGCGCUGCAGCGAGGCAGGCAUCAACCAGACAUUCGUGCAGUUCAGCUGGGAAGUGGCUGCCCCCACUGAUGGCAAUGGGGCCCGCUCUCCCUUUGAAACCGUCACUGACAACACACCAUUCACCAGUGUCAACCACAUGGUCCUGGACAGCAUUUACUUCAGCCGGAGGUUCCACGUGCGCUGUGUAGCAAAAGCCGUGGACAAGGUGGGCCACGUGGGGACCCCCUUAAGGAGUAACAUUGUGACCAUCGGAACCGACAGUGCCAUCUGCCACACUCCAGUGGUGGCUGGGACUGCCAGAGGCUUCCAGGCUCAGUCCUUCAUCGCAACUUUGAAAUACUUGGAUGUCAAACACAAGGAGCACCCAAACAGAAUCCACAUCUCGGUGCAGAUCCCUCACCAGGAUGGAAUGCUGCCCCUCGUGUCCACUAUGCCACUGCACAACUUGCACUUUCUGCUAUCCGAGUCCAUCUACAGACACCAGCAUGUCUGCUCCAACUUAGUCUCUGCCCAUGACCUCAGAGGUAUCUCAGACGCAGGGUUCCUGGAUGACGAGGUCUAUGACAGCGCUGCCCUGGGUCCUGGCUAUGACCGCCCCUUCCAAUUUGACCCCAGCGUGCGCGAGCCAAAGACCAUCCAGCUCUACAAGCACCUCAACCUGAAAAGCUGUGUGUGGACCUUCGACGCCUAUUAUGACAUGACCGAGUUAAUUGACGUCUGUGGGGGCUCCGUCACUGCAGACUUCCAGGUGAGAGACUCGGCUCAGUCCUUCCUGACCGUGCACGUGCCUCUCUACGUGUCCUACAUCUAUGUGACCGCCCCCCGGGGCUGGGCCUCCUUGGAGCACCACACCGAGAUGGAGUUUUCAUUCUUCUAUGACACUGUUCUCUGGAGGACAGGAAUACAGACAGACAGUGUGCUGUCGGCAAGGCUUCAGAUAAUAAGAAUCUACAUUCGAGAAGACGGUCGUCUCGUCAUUGAAUUCAAGACCCAUGCCAAGUUCAGAGGACAGUUUGUGAUGGAACACCAUACACUCCCAGAUGUGAAAUCUAUCAUCUCGACACCAGACCACCUUGGGGGAAUUGAAUUUGACCUGCAGCUGUUGUGGAGUGCUCAGACUUUUGAUUCUCCCUAUCAACUCUGGAGAGCCACAAGCUCCUACAACAGGAAGGACUACUCAGGGGAGUACACCAUCUACCUGAUCCCGUGUACGGUACAGCCGACACAGCCAUGGAUUGACCCAGGAGAAAAGCCCUUGGCCUGCACUGCACAUGCCCCAGAAAGAUUCCUGAUACCCAUCGCAUUCCAGCAGACCAACCGCCCUGUGCCUGUGGUGUAUUCGCUCAACACUGAAUUUCAGCUGUGCAAUAAUGAGAAGGUGUUCCUGAUGGAUCCCAACACAUCAGACAUGUCCCUGGCCGAGAUGGACUACAAAGGAGCCUUCUCAAAGGGUCAAAUCCUCUAUGGCCGAGUCCUCUGGAAUCCGGAACAAAACCUUAAUUCUGCUUACAAGCUCCAGCUGGAGAAAGUUUAUCUGUGCACUGGCAAAGAUGGCUAUGUGCCUUUCUUUGAUCCCACGGGGACUGUCUACAAUGAAGGGCCCCAAUAUGGAUGCAUUCAACCCAACAAACACUUGAAACACAGAUUCCUGCUGUUGGACCGCAGUCAGCCAGAGGUAACCGAUAAGUACUUCCAUGAUGUGCCUUUUGAGGCCCACUUUGCUUCCGAGCUGCCCGAUUUCCACAUGGUCAGCAGCAUGCCAGGUGUGGACGGCUUCACUCUCAAAGUUGACGCUCUCUAUAAGGUGGAGGCGGGACACCAGUGGUACCUCCAGGUGAUCUACAUCAUUGGUCCAGACACUAUCACAGGGCCCCGGGUCCAGCGCUCUCUCACAGCCACCGUGAGGCGCCACCAAAGGGAUCUGGUGGACCCCAGUGGCCGACUGACCCUUGAUGAUUCUCUCAUCUAUGACAAUGAGGGGGACCAAGUCAAGAAUGGCACCAACAUGAAAUCCCUGAACCUGGAGAGACAGGAGCCCAUUGUGGCUGCUUCCCUCUCCCAAACUGGGGCGUCCAUUGGCAGCGCCCUGGCUGCUCUCAUGCUCCUCCUCCUGGUGCUUUUGGUGGCUUGUUUUAUCACCAGGAAAUGCCAGAAAGAGAGGAAGCAACAACCCCCAGAGGACAUUUUGGAGGAGUACCCCUUGAAUACCAAGGUGGAGGUGCCCAAGAGGAACCUGGACAGGGUGGAGAAGAACGUCAACAAACAGUAUUGCACCGUGCGGAAUGUCAACCUGCUCAGUGACACGCAGGGUGCAUACACGUUCAAAGGGGCGAAAGUGAAGAAACUGAAUCUGGAAGUCCGAGUCCACAACAAUCUACAAGAUGGAACGGAAGUUUAA